AGUGCCUGAGGGUAAAAAUAGAGAAGAUUAAGACUAAAUUUCAUUCGUGUAAACUUUGCUCUCUUUGUUCGAACGUCUAAGUCUUCUUUAUUGUUAAUGCCCGAAAUGAGAAUCGUACUUUGAGACUUUGAGAAUCGUAUCCCUGCCAUCACACACUUAAGACUCCCGCUCACAACGUAUGAGGAUGAACAGAAAUAUUUAGGACAGUCUCAUAGCCUUUCCUUUUCCUGAUUUAUUCAAUUCAUUAGUUUGAUGAGGAAGGCCAGGGAGUAAGAUAAGUUGUGCGCCAGGUUCUUGUCACUAAACUGAAUUUCUUCCGUUUCUCGUUGACAAUAAAAUCCAUUAGAGAGCUUUUCCACUUGAGAGUACCCGCCUGCUUUCAUUACGACAACGUAAUCUCUUCCCGUCGAUAAUUAAGCUGAUCUGAUUGCACUGUUACCUUUAUCAAUCGCGUACACGACAAGCUUAAGUUUACUGAGCCGUUCUGAAUCGGGACAGAACGCUGUGAUAUCAGCAGAUAUCAAAACCAGCCGUUUACUUGAACUGAUGGUUAUGAACGCAUAAAACGCCUACAAGCCGAGCUAAAGGCUGUGAUGUACUGGCCCAGCAGGUUCCCAAGUACGCGAUCCAUUACAAAAUACUUUCAACGUUUUUCAAGAAAAUCAGGUGUAAAACUGAAAGCCGAUUUCUCGGUCGUGCACUGUGACUGAUAUCAUCUAUGUCAGAAUUAACCCAUUUGGGCAAGAUAACAGACUUUUGAAAUUAGCCAAGACGGUAAGCAGACGGCUAAAAUAGAAACAUGACUUUGUUGUUUACGACUACAAGUGGUCGAUCCCUUGAAGCCUUGGUUUGUAUAUAUGACCGAUGGUAUUUAACCUGCAGGUUGUUCAGAUCACGCCAAUACGUAGGACGGACGCAACCGAGGAGUCAUCUCUGGUGUCCCACAACCUUUAUGUAAGCUGUUUGAGCAUCUAAAAUAGAAAGGCCUUGUCAAACGCAAGUAAGUUGAGAGAUCUAAACCAUCCCAGCACCAAGGAAUGAGCUUCUAACAAAGAUAACUUCCUUCCUGAUAAAACAUUAAGGUUCCGCCAUCUGGCGCCAGACCGCACGAUAUCUGGUCGUACUUCUGGCUACAGCGUGCCAACUCUAAUACAAACAAGCUGCACAACACCCUUAAAACACAAACGCCUUACACAACGAGGGAUAAAGAUACACCGCUAAUUUACGACCAAGGUGAGAGGUUGAAAAUGAGGAAAAGGGAGGUUUGGAGAGUUAUUUUCGCCGCAUGGACAUUCGCAAUGCAAAUUGCAAUGGAUGAAGCAGGUAUGAAGGAAAGAUAUAACUUAAAUUCCAAUGAAUUACAUUUCUUUGGAUAAUGCAUCACAGUAGCCAACAAGUAAUAUUAUUUAGACACCCUCCCUCGGGCGAUGAUUCUCAGUGUGACGCGGAUGUCCCUAAUCUUCGUCCAUAUUACGCCAGGGAGGUGCGAGCGAUUCAUCUGCCAAAGGGUGAAAAACUUCUAUUACUUUUAAUGUGUCGUAAACGAACAAAUAAAUGUUCUGUGGAAAGAACUGCGGGUGUGCACACCUUUUUUUUGGCAAUUGCACAGUGUUAGAAUCAGCCCAGUUCGGAUGGCGUGGGCGAUAGAUCAGUACCAAUGCUGUAUAAACCAAUGAUUUGGCUUCCAUCGUCUGUUCUGUUCACCGUUUUUCUGAUAAGAGCAUGCUGUUCUUUUACAGUCAAAAUAUUUUCAUCAUUAAGGAAGAAAACAUUCCACAUUUCCGACAAAUCAGCAGGUACAUCAAAAACAAUUGACUGUGUUUCGAGGCCUUCCAAAGGCCAACAAAGACCAUUAUCACCUUAAAAAAAAAGAGCAUUUUGAAAACCAUCAAAUAGGUUUCUCAAACAGAGGAUACUGUAAAACACAAUGUUCUUCCUAUAACGUUUCAUGGCGUUCAACAAAAACAACUCAUUUAUUUACUGUUUAGGGAAUGAACGAAUGAUCUAGAACAACAUUAAUAACGUCAAAAACAAUGGUCCAUGAUAAUCAGCAGGGGAACAUAUGACAAGGGACGACCAGUUUUUCCCAAUAAAAAUACAUAACAGCUUCUAAAGCAGGACCACAGCCUGUUUCACAGUUUUACAUCUUGGGUAUUCUUAAGCAUGCAAGCAGCUGGUUGAGAAACAGUCCGCAUUUCAAUGCAAAGUGAAGUGCUUGCCCCUAUCUCAAUUUGUAAAGAUCUUUUGCCGCGCAAUUUCCGUAAAGGAUACUUUAUCCCGGAUAGUUUUGCUUCUCCUGUCAACAUUAUCUAUCUAAUGCCAUGAGGUCUGUCUUCGACUAAAAAAAUGAUGGUUCGAUCAACAUGAUUAACAACAAUGCCCUCGGAAGGGUCUGUUCGUAACAACCAUCCCGCUCGGAGGCUUUCAACAAGUGAAUAUCCAUCUCAUAGGUCAAGGAUUCUCGUGUUCCUCGUUUCGGUAACAUGUAAAGAAGGGUAUCAUUCCCAAUUUCUCAUGCGUCUAUGACAUCAAAUUAAUCAUGUUAGAUUUAAAAAUCUGUUAGCACGCGACUCGUCAUCCUGCAAUUAGAAGGUUCUGAAGGAGGAGGUUUGAUUAUUGUCAUAAUUUCUACUUUUACGACAUAAAAAAAAGACAUUUAAUUUUUUCCUGAAACAACCCUCUGCCAAGACCAAACUGUAGUAACAUUCCAUACCAAUAAUUCAGGGUUGUUUAGAGAUAAAGCGGUAAUAAGUAACCAUCCAAAAAGAUAGCCACCGAUCUCCUUACCGUCUGCUGCCAGUUUCUCUCGAUACCUAAUGGACAAAACAUGAAGUCCUUAAAAAAAUAUAUAUGGGCUAUAAAUCAUUUCUACAACUGCGAUCUGCUUCCUUGUAGAUUGUAUUUUAACUGCACACCGUUUAAAAGGUGUCAGGAUCUACCUUUUAAGCGUCAAGAUGUUGCAUUAUCACUGAUAAAAUGUGUCCUUAUCUUGCGUUGUUUCAGACUUGAAACACUUGCAUCCAAUUAGUUUCUCGAAAUAACUCACCGCAUGAAAAUAUGCAUUGUUCUUGUUUCUAUUCUUCCUCUUGGAACAAAAUCAGAUGUACUGGAGAGUGAUUCUCUUCUCCUGCGAGACGCAGGGCUUAACUGCGCGUCAGUUCUAAAGGAUCUACAUCAGGAAAAUCUGUAACCAUUCUUUAGACCUUGAUCGUUGAAUAUUACUUAUUUUUGUCCAAGAUACCCGGAGCUGACUCGGCACAUGAUACGAUGACUCCGACGGAACAUAAAUCGAGCUUUGCAGUUCAGAAAACUUAGAUGAAAUCAUUUUCGUUUGGCAAGGUUAUCUAUGACAUGAUCGCAAUCAUAUUUUUACACAAAUAGAAUAACGUUUGAGCAACCGAUGCAUAAUUCGGCCAGGUAUUUAUGUGACACGACACAAGAGAGCGUGUUAUCAAACCAAACACUCAAACACGUUCAUUAAUUUCUAGUCCCUUUUCAAUAGUUCCUUUGUACCGAGCGCUAAACGCCCAAUUACAGCAAGAAUAAUGUGUACUCCCUAUGUCUUUCCGUCACCUAUAAUUGAACGUCGUUUUAAUAACGGGUCAAAGACAACAUAGAAAGUGCGCAGUCUGUCAUCCUGGAUUGAAAGACUUAGACAAAAAACAGAGCAUGAACUUAGUUGUUAUUGCAUUAAAUAAUGGUCAUAUCGGUAAAUUCACUCAUUGACAGUUGUACAUCCGCCUGGGUUGUAACCUUUCAUUCCGGCCUGGGAAAUUCUAGAAGUGUAUGUCGCAUCAUGUGAAUGAUUCUAGUAUUUUUCACCUCCUACUGAAGAGUGAGUUGACCUUUGUCGUGUAAAUAAUGGCAGUCAUUCUUCGAAUGAGGCUUUAGUCGCACGAACUCUGAAAGAGUUGUUCAAAUGAACAGAAAUGAGCCGAUUGACUGGUCUUAAAUCUCCUCGUUCAGAUGACUCUUAAAUCGUGGCUUUCUUUCCUCGGUCUUCAGAAAACGACCAUUCGAUCAGUAAUGCACUGUCAUCGUCUUCAUCAGGUAAAAAUUCUAAAGUAAAUUGUUAGUUUGUUCGUGGUUUCAUUGAAAGUUUUUCAUGUUCACGAUCAACUCUGACUACAAAUUUGCACGGCCAGAGGCCCGCUACUAAAACUUAUUUUGACGAAAUAUUUACGUCGACGAUGUUUACAUUAAAUGAGCUUUCUCUGUUUUGGCCAGUAUGAGACUCGUGCAACACUUUUUUAUAGGGACAUUUCUACCGAACAAGACCACUGUGCUUCAACAGGUUUGGAGUACCUACGAAAAAUCUAUUGUAACACGAAGAUGUCAACAAUCCACUGACUGCUUGUUCCUAUUGCAAUUCGUUCUGAUAUAAAAAAUGUUUCACAAGAGAUCUUGUGAAAGUUCAACGCAGCUGAUCUUCGCACAAAAUUUACCUAUUUAAAAGUAACCUAUUUUGAAGCAAGCACUGUUCGAUCAGACAAACAGACUCUCUUCUCCCCGCUCUCUUUCACAAUAAGCACAAUACACGUUUUUCUUGUUCCUCUUUAGGGAGCAAUGGCUUGAUUUACAAAGGACAACCAACAUCGUCACCUUCAUCAGGUAAGGAAACUAGGCUCUGUUACACUUAGUCAACUUAAAAGCAACAUAAACCACUUCUCGAAAAAAGUUCGAUAAAUCUUCUUUUUUUCCGUUCAAGUCUGGUUUGUCAAUUAUCGUACUUGGUUAAUACAUUUUUAUUGUCACCAUUCUUAGAAGGCAAACUCCUUAUAAAAAAUUAAGGAAAGGUGAUGUAAGCUUUUAGUUCCCUCCAAAAAAGGAAAAUUAUAAGCCGGCCCUUUAAAUAUUGAUGAAAACAAUUUCCUACUGUUAUCUUUUGUCAUUGAAAAAAGCUCUCAGUGAAUCCAAGAGGUCAGAGUUUGGGAGUCUUUGGUAGAUUCAUUAGAAAAGCAAGGUUGCCGGAAUACACAAUAGAUGCAGUUACUCACAAUUGUCAAUGGCCAUGGUUAAGGAGGAAAAAAACUCCAAAGUCGCUGAAAACUUUUAAAACUUAUCAAGAUAACGGUAUUGACUUUGGCCUUGUGAGAUUGCAAUGAUUUACGUAUCCAAAUAUACCUCUACAAUCAUUCGGUUUCACACCAUACUUCUGGUAAACACGUUUUUUAAUUUAGCACCAUUAACGUGUCCUCAAUUCCGACAAGAUAUGCUUACAUCCAUUGACUCAAACUAAGCAGUUAGGAAGUUACAAAGCAAGUAACCCUUCAUUUGCGUGAAGUUAUUUGGAUCUUCAGUUAAAGGCAUCCUAACUGAGAUGAACAAACAAGCGACUUAAAAAGGCUUUUAAACAAAUCCCUUUGUGAGCAAGCGUACAAACCCUAUGUCAUCAGGCAAUGCCUAAUUUGCUGAAUGUUUUAUUAUGAUAACCACCCAUCUAAGUUGUUUCUCAGUUUGUUUCCUACAAGAACUCAAAUUCACAGUUAUGACAAAACACAAGAAUACCCAAUUAUUGUCGACCACAUCAUCGUCAUACUAAUCUUACUAAUUUUAUAACUCCACGGUUAUAAGAUUUGCAAUUCUCGCCCAAUAUCGAUCACCGGUUCGACUACCUUUACUGCAUUAAAAAAAAAAAGUUAUGGAGUUUUUAAUAAAAUGAAUCUGAUGUGGCACAUCCACAACCAAACUACAAACGUAUUGACAAUCGAAAGGGCUUCCCUUGUGAGCUCGGUGGCUUCACGGAGGUGUCCUCGCACACCAUGCCGUGGAAUUUGUAAAUAUAUUACUUCUCAACUGGCUGAAAAAAGAUGAUGAUGAUGUACCCUGCAACCUAUAAUGCUUUCUUUAGUGGAAACAUUCCACAGAGGUGAAAUGCACCUAGUUGCUUCCUAGGUCUUUACCGAUUUACUUUGGUUCUUCCAUGCUAGCGUCUCCAAGAUUUGUGGACUCCAUCAGGAUGCAACAGACUUUUAUUGCAUGGCCCGCACGCCACAGCGUCCGACUUAAAUGCAAAGCCAGUGGCUCAAGUCCGUUAAGAUUCCAGUGGCUAAAGGAUGGUGAUCCAUCCAUUCAUCGAAGAUUACAACCGAGACUCAAAACAAACAUGUGGUACCUGAAGCUUAAAGACUUGGUGCCAUUAGACUCUGGGAAAUAUACUUGUAUAGUUUCCAACACAUAUGGCUCCAUCAAUCAUACCUAUACCCUACGAGUUGUAGGUAAUAAGCAGAGUAAUGAGUUAUAAUUGACACUGUGAAAGACCUUAAGAUUUGCAAAAGAAAACUGCAUAAAUAAUUUCACCUCCUGACUAAAUUAUGAGUAAGUGCGCAAUCACCGAAAUUUUUAGUUUUUGUACAGAAAUGUCGAAUGUAACAGCAGCAAAGAGAAUCUAAGCAGACAUUUUUGGGGAACGUGCUACCUUAAACCAUUUCCUGACAUAAAAAGACUCUUAAAAACUGCUAUGAAGAUGUGUUGGAAGCAAAGAUAAAACGCUGAAUAUAGAGCUGAAGCGAGGAUUAUGAUCAUAGCUGCCUGAAAACCCAAAUCGUUAUGUUACGUCGCAAAACAAUUUCACAUGGAUAGUUUGCUUUCAUUCCAAUCUUGGGUUUUAGAAUGUCUAUUUAUUCUUAGAGGGCAUAACGAGAUUUUAAAUGAACGAAACGCUUUUCCGCCAAACGCCUUCCGCCAUUAAAAGCCAGGUUAUCAUCAAGUUUGCAUUCUGAAAAUUAGAGAAAUUUCGUCGUUUUAAUUAUCAUUGUAUUACUUUUGCAGAAAAUCUUGAAGAAAGCUUGUUCUGAAAUGCAGAUAACUUCCAUCUUUUAUUGAUCAAGCUUCUACUCUUUUUACAGAAAAAUCUCGCACCAAGCCUAUUCUGAAGUGUGGCUUUCCUAGAAACACCAGCGCAGAGCUUGGACAGAACGCUUCAAUGACUUGCAUCGUUCUUAUCAGUGGAACACUACCAGAUUUUAGAUGGCUUAGGUGGAACACUAUUCCAAGCACUUUCCCCGACUCGCUUGAUUUUGAGAACGGAUCGUACACCCUUGUCAACCCUCGGCAAUAUCAGACGGUUCACGUUGGAGGAAAGUAUGGCGUGAAAGUGAAUAUUUGGAACGUCCAACCCAACGAUUUGGGCCUGUAUACGUGUUACGUUAGCAAUCACCUUGGUUCUGACUAUAUGAGUGCGUUUUUAACCGAGGAAAAGGACAGGAGAAAAGAAUCUGAAGGUAAGCUAAGGACUAAACGAACUCUGCGGUGUUUUGUCGAAAUGGUAUACGUAAAAUCGUUCAAUUACAUGAUGGGAUGUGAAGAAACGAUACAGCAUCGCAAAAUCGCACCAGGUUAACUCGAACAUUCUGCUAAUUUGAACUCACAGCCAUUUGAGUGAUAUUUUGGAAUCAUUUACGAAUAGCUGGCUCGAACCCACUGUUUUAUCGAAUUGUUUCAAGUUUUGCAAUACGAGAGCGAAGUUGCACUCUACAUGUACGGUGUUUAAUGGAAAUGACUUUUAUCUCCGUUAUUGCUUGAAGUAAUGCAAAGAGCAAAGUGCCAAUCUGCCGGACUAAUAAGGCAAACAUUGUUUAAUUGAUUGUGGACACAAAUCAUUGAAAUAAAUGAAGUAGUAACGAUGGCUUGAGGCCAUAACCCUCUAAUCAGGUUCUUUUGCCGGAAAGAGACGGCUUAGAUUCAAAGGAUGUUAUUUCCGUUUCCUGUUAUGAUAAAAAGUUGCUCACUGAGUUAAUCAUAUUUGAGAUAAGACAACAUUAACUGGGAAUUUUUUUCCUUCAUUUUGGAAAUAUGUUUUGAUCUCCCUUUUGGUAUGAAACUCUAAAGCAAAUGUCUAUCAAUAAUUAGUUACAAUGAAUCCAUAGCUGGUCAUCUUUUUGCAUCAUAAAGAAUUUUAAGCUUUUUUUUCUACUUCUAUGGUCGUCUUAUGAAAAUGUGAUCGUGAGAAAGUAUGUGAGCGUCAUUCACUGCAGGCAGAUGAUAAGGAGCCAAAGAAAAGUAAUGGAACUACUUCUAUCGAGUGUGUUCCAUACAUUAUACACAGCAACAAUAUCAUCAACAGUACUAGAAACUUUUAAAAAUUUAUGUGGAUUAAAAUAAGUACAUGCUCUGUAAAGCGCUAAAACAAAAACCUUUUGCCAUUUUUGUUCAACGACUAAACUAAAAAUUUACCAUCUUUCUUAAUCUAUUUACGCUAAAAUCUGAUUUCCUUUCGCCCUGCAUGAUAGUCUGGACAACCCAUUCUAAAAUGAAUAAAGUUCCCGCAGUCUUCCUCUGCAUAAAUAGGUUGAAAAUGGCGGACUCCGCUGAGAUGUAUUCGAGCAACUCAGCAGGUUGGGUAGUUGAUGAGAUUUUCCAAUAUCCGCCUGUAGUUAGCUUUUCAGAUUUGGCAAAGAUGAACAACUCAUACGGAAGGAAUAUUCAUUUACAAUAGGUCAAGAUAUCACUUUUAAUAUUUGUUCAACCAAUUAGCUCGUCAGGAGGGCACUUAACACUGAUUUCCAUGGGAUAAUUCACUAGGAUUAUGUCUAUAACCAAACAAUGACGCAGCCUGUUUGUCUUGCAAGCUAGAUGACCCUAGAUGCUUUUAGCUUUAACGUCAUCUCCAUUUCUCUCUACCUUAGCCAUUCUGAAUUAGUCCACUACAACUUGGAAACUACUUUAAGACUAAGCUUUAUAUAAUACUUUGUAAAAGUUAUCCUAUAAUGCUAUUCGCGAUCUUGCCUUUGUUACAAAAACGACCCCACAAGCAAUUACUUAUUGUCACUCAUAUCGUGCAUCUAUAAAAGAUCAGUGUCGUUGUAUUUCGACCUCAAUCUUUUAAGUUUAAAGGAAAUGCAAUUGUUGCCUUUUUGUCAUAUCGAAGGGUCGCAAAGUACAUUUUUGUGCCAUAUGAGUUUGAGACACGGAUCAAUAGGUUUGGGUUUGAGCCAUAAUUUUGUGAAUUUGUUAUUUCUCUGGUAAGAAGCUUUACUCUUACAGCGCCCCUCUCCACCCAGUUGUAUAAACAAACUGUCAAAAAAACCUAACGAAGGGCUGAAGGGUAACCUUGCGAUGGACAGGCAUUCCGUCUAAGGGGAAAUAACAAUUCUCUAAGUCGCUUCAUGCUAUGAAACAGGGAUAAGCUUGAACGCAAUGAUCCUUAAGUGAUCACAAGUUGUCUUUUCUGUUAUUUAUCGCUAGUAUGACUUUGAGAGCACAACACCACUAAAUAGGAGUACGCUUUCAUAAACAAAAGCUUCAUGAACAUUAAUUUCAAUACGAUCCUUGCCUUUACUAGGAAAACAGGCCUAAAAAAAAUCUGAAAAUUAAAAUCUAAUUUUAUAACGUGGGUUCUAAAAGUGUUACUCGUAUCACUGACCUGCGGAUGUCUUUUCAGUUACGACAGAGAAGCCUGAGGAAAAGGACUUCGCAAAUCACGAGAAUACAGGAUCUCCGCCAUUAAGGGGUAUGCCAGUGGCUUCCUUCCUUCUUUCUUUCUUCAGUUUUUCAUACCUUGAUGCUUGAUUUCUCAGUAUUUCUCCAACUCCCUGACCGAUAGUUUGUCAAAACGUUGCAAACGUAGAACCUUUGUAAAACAACGAAUGUUUAUAUCAACAAAAUGUCUGGAAAAUUGGUGUUAAAGUUGUUUUUAGUUUACCAAAAUGCGCUCCGGGUAAUACUGCAAUAUCACAAACUUAGUCAAUUCGUAACGCAACCAAAAAGGCAAAUUCUACAACACCAGCUAGUUAUAGAGUGCUGUGAUGUCUUCACACUGGUGCAAUAAAAAGGAAGAGAACUUUUAAAAGAUAAAUGUAUUUUAGGAGACACUGAAGAAAUCUUGCUACGAAAAUCUUUCCGCCGUUAGGAACCAACGCAACAGAGGAGAUCCCCCCAGCGAAACAGGCGGUAACACGAUCCCGGGAGGCAAAGAUACCUUUGAGUGUGUUCAUAGGCGUCCUUAGCACCUGGGCGGUCAUCACAACUAUCGCACUCCUCUGGUGUCACUUGUACCACAAGAAAAUAAGAGCAGCAAAAACAGGGGUAGAGUUCUAAUGAACGAGGAAGGAAUUUUCCGCUCUGAUGUUACCAUGAGAACCAUGAGAACUGAAGCUGGAUUAGAGCUAUGGGUCAUUAUUUGCACUCGCACCUCUGACUUGUUGGUUUACGUUCAUGUCGUCCAGUAUUAGACAUUGCC
Messenger RNA from Pocillopora meandrina, 10180 nucleotides. The record is from the annotation of a GenBank genome assembly. Lineage: Eukaryota; Metazoa; Cnidaria; Anthozoa; Scleractinia; Pocilloporidae.